AUGUCCUCGGUAGAGAAUGUCCUUUAUUUCCAAGCUGGGUUUGGAGUCCUACCCAAUGUGUUUCUUCUUCUUUUCUAUAUUUUCAUAAUCCUAGGUCACAGACCUAAACCCACAGACCUGAUCUCCUGUCAACUGACUUUGGUUCACAUAAUCAUGUUCCUCACUGGAGGAAAUAUUUGGCUCGCAGACAUAUUUGGGUUUCUAAACAUUGAGAAUGACAUAAAAUGUAAAGCAACUUUUUAUACAAGUAGGGUAACGAGAGGCCUCUCUAUCUGCAUUACCUGCCUCCUGAGUGUUUUCCAGGCUGUCACAAUCAGUCCCAGUACCUCUAUGCUGGCAAAAUUUAAACAGAAACUUAAAAAGUACAUGAACAAUGCAUUGUUCUAUAUUUGGUUUUUCAAUUUGUCUGUUUGUAGUAACAUGCUUUUCUUUGUUGGUGGUUUUACCAAUGUCAGUGAGACCAAGCAGGUGAAAGUCACUAAAUCCUGCUCACUCUUCCCCAUGAACUACAUCAUCAGGGAAUUAAUUGUUAUUCUGUCAACCUCCAGAGAUGUGUUUCUUGUAGCAGUCAUGCUGACCACAAGUGCAUAUAUGGUGAAUAUUUUGCACAGGCAUCAGAGACAAUACAAACAUCUUCAUAGCAUCAAAAGCCUGAGAACAUCCCCUGAGAAAAAGGCCACCCAGACCAUCUUGCUGCUAGUAGUUUUCUUUGUAGUCAUGUACUGGGUGGAUUUCAUCAUCUCAUUCACCUCACUCCUGUUAUGGAUGUAUGACCCAGUCGUCCUGACAGUUCAGAAGUUUCUGAUAUAUGCUUAUCCCACAAUUACUCCUUUGGUACAAAUUAGUUCUGAUAAGAGAAUAAUAAAUGUGCUGAAAAAUUUGCAGUCAAAGUGCCACUAG
Molecule: messenger RNA, 900 nt
Organism: Mus musculus (house mouse)
Lineage: Eukaryota; Metazoa; Chordata; Mammalia; Rodentia; Muridae
Gene: Vmn1r15
Product: vomeronasal 1 receptor 15
Exons: 1
Coding region: 1-900 (299 amino acids)
Biological process (GO): sensory perception of chemical stimulus; signal transduction; G protein-coupled receptor signaling pathway
Cellular component (GO): plasma membrane; membrane
Molecular function (GO): pheromone receptor activity; G protein-coupled receptor activity
Source: RefSeq, marked validated